CCGAGUCUCCAAGAUGUCUGCCUCCGUGUGGGAGUAACGCUGUUCAAAGUUACCGUAAAUCUGCCGGUUCUGGAGCCGCUCGGCGUCAUUUAACGGAGCGUUCAGGAGCGAGAGCCCCGGGACAUGUUCCAGGUGAGCCGCGGGACCGGCUUCCGGGCCGCCCGGCUGCUGGCGGGCCGGAGCCCGGUCCUGCUGGACUCUGUCCGGGGACGGAAGUCCCGGACCGACCCGGUGGCCAAGUCCAAGGAGGGCCGCGUGAAGGUGCCUCCCCCGGUGGACCCGGUGGAGAUGGUGGUCCUGAAGGAGCGGUUCUCCGAGUACCAGAUGAUCCUGAGGGCGCUGCGGAUGCAGUUUAAGGAGGAGGUUCUGCGGAGGAAGUACGAGGAGGAGACGGGCUCCCAGGCGGAGGAGCGAGCCCGGCAGGAGGCGGAGGAGCACCGGGCGCUGAUGGCCUGGAACCGGGAGGAGAACCGGCGGCAGCUCAGCAGCAGGAUCCUGCGGCUGCAGCGGGGGGAGGAGGAGGAACAGCAGCGGAGGGAGGAGGCGGCUCUGCAGCAACAGCAGCAGCAGCAGGACUUCAUCCUGGAGAAGGAGAGGGAGAUCCUGAGGCUGCAGGAGGAGGCCAAGACCUUCAUCACCCUGGAGAACCUGGACCAGCGGAUCCAGCAGGCUCUGGACCAGCCCAAGAACUACAACUACGCCAUCGAUAGAGAGGGCCGGGUGGCCAAGCAGACGGUGCUGCAGUGAGGGCGGGGCCCCGUGACCCCGUGACCCCAGGACCCUGGCCCGGGGACCAGGUCCAGCCAGGACUCCUCCCACCAGGUCCAGCUGGUCCAGCUGGACCAGGAUCACUGUCACAAUGUGAACCGUCAACAGUCUGACAAGAUGCUUUGGUUUUGUGUGUGUGUGUGUGUGUGUGUGUGUGUGUGUGUGUGUGUGUGUGUGUGUGUGUGUGUGUGUGUGUGUGUGUGUGUGUGUGUGUGUGUGUGUGUGUGUUCUGUGCCGGUCCGUUCUUGAGAGCCAUAAGGACUCAGUGUUUGUAAACAGGUUUAUUUGUAAAUUAAAAACGAACCAAUAAAGACGUCGACUUUCAGAAACGUUCCUUCAGCUCCAGAACACAUUCUACAGCGCCGUGACCUUUGACCCUGUCACGUAGGGCCAG
This is a messenger RNA of Salarias fasciatus (jewelled blenny), 1162 nucleotides long. It is a transcript of the gene mrps26, whose product is annotated as mitochondrial ribosomal protein S26. Bases 124 to 747 code for a protein of 207 amino acids. NCBI's taxonomy places the organism in Eukaryota, Metazoa, Chordata, Actinopteri, Blenniiformes, Blenniidae. Gene Ontology annotation, cellular component: mitochondrial small ribosomal subunit. The record is from RefSeq and is a predicted model, not a curated record. The transcript is spliced from 4 exons.